UGUUUAUAUUUUUCAAUUCGCGGUCUGCCUUAUCAUCGGUGUAUCACACGCCACCCUGGUGCGUCACUCAGUGGACACUGUCACUGAGUCACUCCCUCGAAUUGAAGCCAUUACACAAACUCAUACAUGCAUUCAUGUCCUCACUCAUCUUACCUUACACUUACACUUACGGUUACGCCCGCUUCCCCUUCAAACUGAACCGGUUCUCUCCCCGAGCCGUGACGGUUCGCGCCGCGGUUUCAGCUCCGGACAAGCGAGGCAGAAAGAAGAAGCAGUCGAAGGAUGACGAAAGUGCGGUCGAGAACGGCCUCCGGUUCAGUUUCAUGGAGGAGCUCAUGGACCGAGCCAGGAACCGCGACUCAAACGGCGUCUCGGAAGUCAUGUACGACAUGAUCGCCGCGGGACUCAGCCCCGGUCCUCGGUCGUUUCAUGGCUUGGUGGUGUCGCACGCCCUCAACGGCGACGAAGAAGCCGCGAUGGAAUCGUUGAGAAGAGAGUUGGCCGCAGGUCUUCGACCGGUUCACGAGACGUUCUUGGCACUGAUAAGGUUAUUCGGGUCUAAAGGUCGCGCCACUAGAGGUCUAGAAAUACUUGCAGCUAUGGAAAAGCUAAAUUAUGAUAUUCGCCAAGCUUGGCUUAUUCUCAUUGAGGAACUUGUUCGUAACAUGCAUUUAGAAGAUGCCAACGAAGUGUUCUUGAAGGGUGCCAAGGGUGGGCUUAAAGCUACUGAUGAGGUUUAUGAUCUUCUGAUCCAGGAAGACUGCAAAGUGGGGGACCAUUCUAAUGCGUUAGACAUUGCCUAUGAGAUGGAGGCGGCUGGCCGGAUGGCAACCACGUUUCAUUUCAAUUGCCUCCUCAGUGUGCAGGCUACCUGCGGAAUACCUGAAAUAGCUUUUGCAACAUUUGAGAACAUGGAAUAUGGAGAAGAUUACAUGAAGCCUGAUACAGAGACAUACAAUUGGGUUAUUCAAGCUUAUACUAGAGCUGAAUCUUAUGACAGAGUACAAGAUGUUGCUGAGUUACUUGGCAUGAUGGUUGAGGAUCACAAACGUAUACAGCCAAAUGCGAAGACCCAUGCGCUGUUGGUGGAGUGUUUUACCAAGUACUGUGUGGUACGAGAAGCUAUUAGGCAUUUCCGUGCUCUUAAAAACUUUGAAGGGGGUAUAGAAGUUCUACAUAAUGAAGGGAACCAUGGAGAUCCACUUUCUUUGUACCUUCGGGCAUUAUGUCGGGAAGGAAGAAUUGUUGAAAUGCUUGAAGCUUUAGAAGCUAUGGCCAAAGAUAACCAGCCAAUCCCCUCACGGGCAAUGAUCUUGAGCAGAAAAUACCGGACAUUAGUGAGCUCAUGGAUUGAACCAUUACAAGAGGAGGCUGAAAUUGGCUAUGAGAUUGAUUAUAUUUCUAGAUAUAUUGAUGAGGGUGGCCUAACUGGGGAGCGUAAGCGGUGGGUGCCUCGAAGAGGUAAAACACCUCUAGAUCCUGAUGCUCAUGGAUUUAUUUAUUCAAACCCAAUGGAGACAUCCUUCAAGCAAAGAUGCAUGGAGGAGUUGAAGUUGCACAAUAAAAAGCUUCUGAAGACCUUGCAGAAUGAAGGACUUGCAGCUUUAGGGGAUGAUGUAUCUGAAUUUGAUUAUAUUAGAGUGCAGGAAAGGCUAAAAAAGCUCAUGAAGGGGCCUGAACAGAAUGUUUUAAAGCCUAAGGCUGCUAGUAAAAUGCUCGUGUCUGAACUGAAGGAAGAACUAGAUGCACAAGGCUUGCCUAUUGAUGGAACUAGAAAUGUUCUUUACCAGCGUGUACAGAAAGCAAGGAGAAUAAAUCGAUCUCGUGGUAGGCCCCUUUGGGUUCCUCCCGUGGAAGAGGAGGAAGAAGAGGUGGACGAAGAGCUGGAUGCAUUAAUUUCACGUAUAAAGCUGGAGGAAGGAAAUACAGAGUUCUGGAAACGUCGCUUUUUAGGAGAAGGCUUAAAUGGUGAUCAAGAAAUGCCAACGGAUGCAGUUCAAUCAGAUGUCCCUGAAGUUUUGGAUGAUGUUGAUGCUAUUGAAGAUGCUGCAAAAGAGGUUGAAGAUGAUGAAGCAGAUGAUGAGGAGGAGGAAGCAGAGCAGGCAGAAGAGGAAGUAGAACCAGCAGAGAACCAAGAUGUAAACAGGAUAAAGGAGAAAGAAGUUGAAGCUAAAAGGCCUCUUCAAAUGAUUGGAGUCCAGUUGUUGAAAGAUAUUGAUCAACCUACUGCUACAUCAAAAAAGUUUAAAAGAUCUCGCAGAGUGCAGGUUGAGGAUGAUGAUGAUGAUGAUUGGCUUCCGCUGAACCUAUUUGAGGCAUUUAAGGAAAUGAGGAAACGGAAAAUUUUUGAUGUGUCAGACAUGUAUACAUUAGCAGAUGCUUGGGGAUGGACAUGGGAGAGAGAACUCAAGAACAAACCUCCUCGUAGAUGGUCACAGGAAAGGGAAGUUGAGUUGGCAAUCAAAGUUAUGCACAAGGUCAUAGAGUUGGGAGGGAGACCAACUAUAGGAGAUUGUGCCAUGAUAUUGCGUGCAGCUAUAAGGGCACCUCUACCUUCAGCUUUCUUGACAAUUUUGCAAACAACUCAUGCUCUUGGUUUUAAGUUUGGGAGUCCUCUUUAUGAUGAGACCAUCUCUCUCUGCGUUGAUCUUGGGGAACUAGAUGCAGCUGUUGCUGUAGUUGCAGAUUUGGAAACCACAGGGAUCUCAGUUUCAGACCACACUUUAGAUAGGGUGAUUUCUGCCAAACAGAGGAUUGACAAUACCUCCAAUGGUGUCAUUAGGGAUGCAGGAUUGUAAAACUAUACCUUCAUGCUGUAAUGGUUGUAAUGUUUCGGACUGGUAUAGCUAGCGGUUGAUGUUUAAUGAAUCACCACCAUUGCACAUAUGUGCAAAUUUUGUGCUGAGCCAAAUGUAUGUAUUUACAGUAUCAAGCCUUGAAAAUUUACUUAAAUUGGUAGCACUUCUUCUCCUCUCCCGAGUUUUUCGGUUCUCUUUGACUCCGCCACAAUCUAUUGUUUUGAUCAGGGUGUUUUGAAAAUGAAGCAAUGGAAGGUUCCUACUGUUGCAACGACGAUGCUUAUUCAUUCCACCAACACGAAAUGAUGCUGUGGAAAAUUUAACGUCACCAACAACCAAUUACUCGGGUUUCACGGUGGAUAAUAAUGUGAUUGGGUUGUCAAGACCCGGUCCACUUUAUUUGUUGAUUCUCCCUUCCUUUCAGCAACAAAACUUCAUUGGUUGAUUAGUACUAGUAGAUUUCAUGUAAAAUAUUUAAGGAAUUUAAUAACAUUUAUUGAAGAAACUAAUGACAGCAUUAUAGGACUUCGUUA
Messenger RNA from Glycine soja, 3331 nucleotides. RefSeq lists its product as uncharacterized. NCBI's taxonomy places the organism in Eukaryota, Viridiplantae, Streptophyta, Magnoliopsida, Fabales, Fabaceae. The transcript has 13 exons. Gene Ontology annotation, molecular function: protein binding. Bases 135 to 2798 code for a protein of 887 amino acids. The record is from RefSeq and is a predicted model, not a curated record.